Messenger RNA from Triticum aestivum (bread wheat), 1443 nucleotides. RefSeq names its product receptor kinase-like protein Xa21. The transcript is spliced from 2 exons. The record is from RefSeq and is a predicted model, not a curated record. The coding region runs from base 42 to 1208 and encodes 388 amino acids. NCBI's taxonomy places the organism in Eukaryota, Viridiplantae, Streptophyta, Magnoliopsida, Poales, Poaceae. Gene Ontology annotation, molecular function: protein binding.
CUCAUACGGGCACACCUCACCACCCGGCUGGCAGCUAAACAAUGGAAGGAAGCAAGCCGCCGUUUCUUGCGAUCCAGCCAAGCAAAGAUCUGGGAGGCAAUCUUACAUGUGCCAGUCAACCCGCAAGGCUCACCUCCAUCCUUACGCUACUCUCGUUGCUGCUCCUUUCUUGCGGAGUCGGCAGCAUCCGCUGCUCCUCCUCAACGACGACAAUCCAUGAUAACAGCACGGACAUGAUGUCGCUGCUAGAUUUCAAGCGGGCCAUCACCACAAGUCAAGCCUUGAGAUCUUGGGACCUUGGCAUCCCCCUUUGCGGAUGGAACGGCGUCGUCUGCAGCGGCCUGGAGCACCCGGGGCGAGUCAUCAAGCUGAACCUUGUGAACCUAUCUUUGUCAGGCAUGAUUUCACCAUCCCUCGGGAAUCUAUCAUUCCUUAGGAGACUGGACCUGUCCAUUAAUGGCUUCACCGGCGAGAUACCUCCUCUCAACCGUCUCCAAAGAUUGGAGGACCUUCUCUUGGGACAGAACUCACUGCGAGGGACCAUUCCAGAUACUCUUACAAACUGCUCCAAUCUAUACGAACUAUUCCUGUCUAGCAACUUACUAAUAGGAGAAGUUCCCAGUGGUAUAGGCCGCCUAUCCAAUCUAUUGUUGUUAUUUCUUGGAGGAAAUAAUCUCACCGGAGAAAUCCCACCAAGGCUAAAAAACAGCAGUCAGCUUGAAUACAUCUUGCUUGCUGAUAAUAAGCUCACCGGAACCAUUAUUGAUGAGUUGGGAAAACUCCCAAAUCUUUCUGAAUUAAACCUUGCUGAAAAUAGGCUAUCAUGUGGAAUCCCGGAAACCCUGUACAAAUACAAUCAGUCUUCUCUCAGAUAUCUAUUCUUAGAUUCCAAUAUGCUUGGGAAAACACUGCCAUCUAACUUUGGUGAUACCAUCCUGAAUCUUAAAGUUCUCACAUUGUACGAAAAUAAUUUUGAAGGUCAUCUCCCAGCAUCACUAGGCAAUAUUUCAGGGCUAAAGUGGUUAGACUUGUCAUUCAACAAUUUCGUUGGUCAAGUUCAAAGUUCUUUUGGUAAUCUUGGACUCAUACAACACCUAGACCUUCAGCAAAACAAUUUGAUGGGCUUCAUCCCAAGAGAGCUGAGUGGCUUGCAACACCUCACCAAUCUGUAUCUAUCUGAUAAUAAUUUGGAAGGUGGGGUACCAUGAAACAGUCUUUGUUGGAAAUAUAAGUGAGGCAAGAGCCUUUAUAAGUAUUGGAGGUAACCGGUGGGGAAUCCUUUGGAGGAACACUGGAUCUGCUCCCAUGUCCUACUAUCUCUAGGACAAAAGAUACACAUUAUGUUAUGUACUUACCUGAUGAUGUAGAGUAUUCGUUCUAAUAUUUGGUUUCAUGCCACCCAUACUGUUGAUCUAUUUUAUGCUCACCAGGAUGUCAAGAGCA